UACAUACACAUCGAACCCGAACGUUGAAAAAGGCUUAGAAAAGCCAACGAGCCCACUGGCUCAAGCCCUUUUUCUUUCUUCACUAUUUAUACCCAUAAACACCAUUAUUUCUGGAUAAAAAGUGUGCAGAAGCUUGUACAACAGUGUUGGAGCUUGAUGCUCAGGGGGAUGCCGCCUGAUCCGGUAAGAAGAGCAGCAGUAGGACAGCGCCUGUACUAUCUUCAGCUCUGGCGGGAGUUCGCCGCUUUACAUACACGCUCCAACACCGCUAAACGUCCUGUGGCCUUCGCAGUGAGUCUCUCGUCACAAUGCACACUUAAUCCUCCACUCUUAACACGUCUCAUCGCUCGCGAGAUCUCGGAUCAAGCGCUUUUUUACGUUUCUCUUUGUGUGUUAUUUUUCGUUGUUGUUGUUUUUUCAUUAAUCGUCGUCAUCCGUGUCGCGAAUAAUUGGCCCCCUCUCCGAGCUCCGUUGUGCCCAAUUAUUUCGAGACUCGCUAAACAAACGAGAGAUUCUGGUCAAGGAUAAUAAUAAAAAGAAAGGUAAACAAAAUCGCAGUGACCCAUAUUGGCGGCAAAUGCUGCACGCGUUAUGUUUCGGGGAAUCGAAAGGACGAAGAAACAGGCGAAAAUUAACGGCCGAAAUUAAUAUUCAGAAAUAGACGAAAUCGAAGGACGGACCCACGCCGACUGCGUGCAUCGCGCCUCGACUUUCCUUCACCCAACAAGUACUUAACGCCAUUUCGACAAGAACAAACCUCGCGAAUAUCCGGAGCGAGACGUCACAGCAAAAAUGCUUAUUUGGUGACGCACACGGUGCUGAAAUCGAUGGGAAUUCAGAUUUUUAUAAACCAGCUCGUGCAUUUUUAUUAUAACGAGUGGAGGAUCUAAGACACGCCGCCGGAGUGAUCCACCUCGGGAGUUUUGAAACAAAAAAGCGAUUUCACCACACGGAUUGACAGUGACGUUUCUUAUCGUUUCUUUUCUCCUCGAUUGACAGGGCAUUUCUUAUCCUCCUUUCUUGUCACGUCUUUUAGCCAAACGGCUAAUUUAUCAAGACUCAUUGUAUUAACGAGUGUGUCUCGUAUUACGAGCGAACGAAUAAUUCGUCGCCUGGCCAAUCGUUUCGUCGGCGGUUCAAUUUAUCGGAUGUGACUAUGCCGGGCAAGUGGAAGCGUCAAAGUGUAAGCGGAAUUUGUGUUCAUCACUAAACAGUGACUUCGUGCUGUGCAUUCAAACGCUUUCGACUGAACGGUAACGGUUUAAGGAUCAAAGUUAUACGACGAACUUUAUAAAUAAGUAAUGAUUGCAGGUUCGAAAAAAGUUUCAGUGUCCGUACGUGUAUGAAAGAACUUUUCGUCGAUACAGCCUCUCUCGAUAACAAAUAAUUAAUCAGCUCCGCAUUAAUAAUAUUACAUUCAUUAAUUGCAUUACACUAAUAACAAUACAUUAAUAAACUUUUUAAAAAUCGGGAUGCCUGAACCCGCCGUUGCUGAGCAUUCGACCAAUCCGGACACGACGAUGAACGUGGCUACGGUAUUUCCCGUGAGUGAAGAGGAGGCUCGGAGACAGGCCGCAAUCGCAUCUGGGAGUGCACGUCAACGGAUAACUCGUGCUAAAGACUUCGUGGGUCUGGAGGAGGUCUCGAAGAUCGAUUUCCUCCUGCCACUUUUCGCCGAAGCUCUGGGCACCGGUCUUCUCGUUCUCAUAGGAUGCGCCUCUUGCGUCACGUGGACCGACAGUGGUGCGCCUACGGUGCUUCACAUAGCAUUCACAUUCGGCCUCGCCGUGGCAGCUCUUGCUCAGGUUCUGGGCCCCAUAUCUGGAUGCCACGUAAAUCCAGCAGUAAGCGUGGGUCUUCUCGCGAGCGGUAAUUGCACUUUACUGAAAGCAUUGUGUUACGUGGUUUGCCAGUGUUGCGGAGCGAUCGCCGGUGCAGCGGUACUGAAGGCAUCGAUCCCCCAGCAACGGUGGAUCGCUGGAAUGGGUGCGACGAAUCUCGGCACGGACGUGGAGAGCGGUCAAGGCCUCAUGAUCGAAGCCAUCGUAACGUUUCUCCUGGUUCUCGUGGUCCACGCGGUCACCGAUCCAAAAAGAAGCGACACCAAAGGCUGGGCCCCUCUGGCGAUCGGGCUGACGAUUUCGGUGGCUCACAUGGCCGCGGUUCCAGUUACCGGAAGCAGCAUGAAUCCGGCGAGGACCCUCGGCCCCGCGGUGAUCCUCGGAGUGUGGUCGAAUCACUGGGUUUAUUGGGCUGGUCCCCUCAUCGGUGCUAUCGUUGCCGGUGGUUUGUACAAGCUUGGGCUUAGACCAAAAAACAAGGAGGAGGAUGAGGCCUCAAAAAAUCUCAUACCUCGAGCUUAACGAGUAUUUCAAACAAUUGAGAGUACAAACAAUGCGAGUCUAAUCCAAAUGGAUAUGAGCUGGACGGGGAGCUGAUGGUGUGUAAGAACGGCAGAGAUCGAUCGCGAUCGAAGAAAAGUGUUAUUAAAUAUCUUAAUAACAACAAAUACCUUAUUGUACAAAAGUCGAAUUUUCGUGUCCGACCAUUCAGAUCCUCUCGUUCUUUUCCGUUUGUCAAAAUUUGCCUUCACUUUAAAUUGUACUCGAGAAUAUUUAUGAUCCCGAAAAGAUACGAAGGUCGAGAAUUCGUUCCGACGAAUUUUUCUCGUUGUUCCAAGUCCUUAAAUUCUUAGUGAAACUCACAAACGUCAAAACGAUACUUCUAUUUCCGCCGGGCGGAAAUGACUAAUGUCCGAUUAAUUGUCAAGUAGUUUUAGUGCAUCGACCAUUGAAAAUAUAAAUUUUAAAUCCAUUAUCAAAAAGUAGUUAUCAUCAUCGUAAACUAAAUAUCGUUAAAUUCAACAAAAUUAUCAAGAAACUUCAACACAAUGGACCACUCACACUCGCAUCACCUCCGAAACAUUCCUCAUCAAAUGAAUCUUUCCAUUAUUGUUGUAACAGCAAUCACGAUUAUCCAUUCGAUAAUCAAACGCCUCUGUUUAAGAAUUGUAUAUAUUGUAAACUUGUAAAUUUAAGCUUUUUAGUCGUAGUUGUUUUCGCAUAUGCACACGUGCGAGUAUAAUUAUACGUUACUUAUAAAACGUUUUUGUAUUACA
Venturia canescens is the source of this 3118-nucleotide messenger RNA. It is a transcript of the gene Drip, whose product is annotated as aquaporin homolog protein drip. Gene Ontology annotation, molecular function: channel activity. The coding region runs from base 1473 to 2363 and encodes 296 amino acids. The transcript is spliced from 6 exons. Gene Ontology annotation, cellular component: plasma membrane. NCBI's taxonomy places the organism in Eukaryota, Metazoa, Arthropoda, Insecta, Hymenoptera, Ichneumonidae. Gene Ontology annotation, biological process: transmembrane transport. The record is from RefSeq and is a predicted model, not a curated record.